AUGGCCUCUCCUUUAGAGGAGGAUCUCUCCUGUCUGGUCUGUCAGGACAUAUUUAAAGAUCCGGCUGUCCUGUCAUGCAGCCACAGCUUCUGUAGAGAAUGUCUGGAGAACUGGUGGAGAGAGAAAAAACUACGGGAAUGUCCGGUUUGUAAAAAAAGAUCUUUACAUGAUCCACCUCGUAACCUGGCUUUAAAGAACCUGUGUGAGUCCUUCUUACUGGAGAGAGACCAGAGAGCUUCAGAGACUCUCUGCAGUCUGCACUCUGAGAAACUCAAACUCUUCUGUCUGGACCAUCAGCAGCUUGUGUGUCUCGUCUGCAGAGAUUCAAAAACACACAACAACCACAGAUUCAAACCCAUCGAUGAAGCUGCACAGGAUCUCAAAGAGGAGAUCCAGAAAUCCCUGAAGCCCUUAAAGGAGAAACUGAAGCUCUUUGAACGAGUUAAAGGAAACUGUGAUCAAACAGCAGAACACAUUAAGGUCCAGGCCCAAGAAACAGAGAGGAAGAUUCAGGAGCAGUUUAAGAAGUUUCACCAGUUUCUACAAAAGCAAGAGGAGGCCAGGAUCUCUGCUCUGAAGAAAGAAGAGAAGCAGAAGAGUCAGAAGAUGAAGAAGAAGAUUGAGUCUCUGAGCAGAGAGAUAGCAGCUCUUUCAGACACAGUCAGAGCCACAGAGGACGAGCUGAGAGCUGAAGACGUCUCGUUCCUGCAGAACUACAAGGCUGCAGUGGAAAGAGUCCAGCAGCGCGCCCUGAUGAAGGAUCCACAGCUGCUCUCAGGAGCUCUGAUAGACGAGGCCAAACACCUGGGGAACCUGGCCUUCAGAAUCUGGAAUAAGAUCAAGAAGAUGUUCUCCUACAGUGCUGUGAUUCUGGAUCCAAACACUGCUCAUCCAGAACUCAUCCUGUCUGAAGAUCUGACCUGUGUUGGACGUGGAGAGAGACAGAAGCUUCCUAAUAAUCCAGAAAGGAUUGAUUCCCUCAUCUCUGUUCUGGGCUCUGAAGGGUUUGACUCAGGAACUCACAGCUGGGGCGUUGAGGUUGGAGACAGUCCGGCCUGGGUCCUGGGUGUGGCAGCAGAAUCUGCCCAAAGAAAAGGAGACCUAGCUUUACAGUCUACAUUAUGGAGAUUACUGUUUUUUAAAGAUGAAUACACAGCAUGCUCGUUACCCGGUCCCAACACUGUUCUCUCAGUGAAGAAGAAGCCCCAGAAGAUCAGAGUUAAACUGGACUGGAACAGAGGGCAACUGUCAUUCUAUGACGCUGAUACUAACACACACAUACACACUUACACACAAACUUUCACCGACAAGUUGUUUCCUUACUUUAACACUAGCAAUGAAUUCCCGCUGAAGAUAUUACCAGUGGAUAACUCUACAGAGAGCAAAGCGUACAGUAGCGGUUGGUGGCCUUUCAGUUAA
Anoplopoma fimbria (sablefish) is the source of this 1419-nucleotide messenger RNA. RefSeq names its product nuclear factor 7, ovary-like. The record is from RefSeq and is a predicted model, not a curated record. Bases 1 to 1419 code for a protein of 472 amino acids. The transcript has a single exon. Gene Ontology annotation, molecular function: zinc ion binding; protein binding. NCBI's taxonomy places the organism in Eukaryota, Metazoa, Chordata, Actinopteri, Perciformes, Anoplopomatidae.